GGAUUUCGGAGCCAGGACUCAGCCCUCCUCGGAGAUUUUUUCCUGCGCGCGCCCGGACGCCCCCUCCGCGAUGACUGUGAGUGCUCCAGGGACUGACCCCCAACUCCUGUCCACCAUCUCUGGGGCCAGCUCCGUGGAGCAGCUGCGGAAGGAUGGCAACGAGCUGUUCAAAUGCGGGGACUACGAGGGCGCCCUGGCGGCCUACACUCAGGCUCUGGGACUGGGAGCCACGGCCGAGGACCAGGCCAUCCUGCACCGGAACCUGGCCGCCUGCCACCUCAAGCGGGAAGAUUACAACAAAGCAGAAGCUGAAGCGUCCAAAGCCAUUGAAAAGGACGGUGGGGACGUCAAAGCACUUUACCGGCGGAGCCAAGCCCUGGAGAAGCUGGGCCGCCUCGACCAGGCUGUCCUUGACCUGCAGAGAUGUGUGAGCCUGGAGCCCAAGAACAAAGUGUUCCAGGAGGCCCUGCGCAGCAUCGGGGGCCAGAUUCAGGAGAAGGUACGAUACAUGUCUUCGACGGAUGCCAAGGUGGAACAGAUGUUCCAGAUCCUGUUGGACCCACAGGAGAAAGGCACUGAGAAGAAGCAGAAGGCUUCUCAGAACCUGGUGGUGCUGGCCCGGGAGGAGGCUGGGGCUGAGAAGAUCUUCCGGAACAAUGGGGUCCAGCUCUUGCAGCGCCUGCUGGACACAGGCGAGACCGACCUGAUGCUGGCGGCGCUGCGCACGCUGGUCGGCAUCUGCUCUGAGCACCAGUCCCGGACAGUGGCAGCCCUGAGUGUGCUGGGAACUCGGAGACUGGUCUCCGUCCUGGGCGUGGAAAACCAGGCCGUGUCGCUGGCUGCCUGUCACCUGCUGCAGGUGAUGUUCGAUGCCCUCAAGGAAGGUGUCAAGAAAGGCUUCCGAGGCAAAGAAGGAGCACUCGUCGUGGAUCCCGCCCGGGAGCUGAAGGUCCUCAUCAGUAACCUCUUGGAGCUGCUGACCGAGGUGGGGGUCUCGGGCCAAGGCCGAGACAACGCCCUGACUCUCUUGAUUAAAGUGGUGCCCCGGAAGUCUUUGAAGGACCCCAACAACAGCCUCACCCUCUGGGUCAUUGAUCAAGGUUUGAAAAAGAUCCUGGAGGUGGGGGGCUCCCUGCAGGAGCCUCCCGGGGAGCUCACAGUGACAGCAAAUAGCCGCAUGAGCGCCUCCACCCUCCUCAGCAAGCUCUUCGAUGACCUCAAGUGUGACGCCGAGAGGGAGAACUUCCACCGCCUCUGCGAAAACCACAUCAGGAGCUGGUUUGAGGGCCACGGCCUGACCGGGAAGCUGCGGGCCAUCCAGACGGUGUCCUGCCUCCUGCAGGGCCCGUGUGACGCCGGCAACCGGGCCCUGGAGCUGAGCGGCGUCAUGGAGAGCGUGAUCGCCCUGUGUGCCUCCGAGCGGGAGGAGGAGCAGCUGGUGGCCGUGGAGGCGCUGAUCCACGCGGCCGGCAAGGCCAAGCGGGCCUCCUUCAUCACAGCCAAUGGUGUGUCGCUGCUGAAGGACUUGUACAAGCGCAGCGAGAAGGACAGCAUCCGCAUCCGGGCGCUGGUGGGACUCUGCAAGCUCGGCUCAGCCGGAGGGACCGACUUCAGUAUGAAGCAGUUUGCUGAGGGUUCGACUCUCAAACUGGCCAAGCAGUGUCGGAAGUGGCUGUGCAAUGACCAGAUCGAUGCGGGCACUCGGCGCUGGGCAGUGGAGGGCCUGGCCUAUCUCACCUUUGAUGCCGACGUGAAGGAGGAGUUCGUGGAGGAUGAGGCCGCCCUGAAGGCUCUGUUCCAGCUCAGCCAGGUAUCUCCACGGUCCGAGGAGAGGUCGGUGCUCUUUGCGGUGGCCUCAGCGCUGGUGAACUGCACCAACAGCUACGACUAUGAGGAGCCCGACCCCAAGAUGGUGGAGCUGGCCAAGUACGCCAAGCAGCACGUGCCCGAGCAGCACCCCAAGGACAAACCGAGUUUCGUGCGGGCGCGGGUAAAGAAACUGCUGGCAGCGGGCGUGGUGUCAGCCAUGACCUGCAUGGUGAAGACCGAGAGCCCCGUGCUGACAAGUUCCUGCAGAGAGCUGCUGUCCAGGGUCUUCCUGGCUUUGGUGGAAGAGGUGGAGGACCGCGGCACUGUGGUCGCUCAGGGAGGCGGCAAGGCCCUGCUCCCGCUGGCCCUGGAAGGCACUGACGUGGGGCAGACAAAGGCGGCCCAGGCCCUCGCCAAGCUCACCAUCACCUCCAACCCAGAGAUGACGUUUCCUGGAGAGCGGAUCUAUGAGGUGGUCCGGCCCCUCGUCUCCCUCUUGCAUCUCAACUGCUCCGGCCUGCAGAACUUCGAGGCGCUCAUGGCUCUCACGAACCUGGCAGGCAUCAGUGAGAGACUCCGGCAGAAGAUCCUGAAGGAGAAGGCCGUGCCCAUGAUCGAGGGCUACAUGUUUGAGGACCACGAGAUGAUCCGCCGGGCAGCCACGGAGUGCAUGUGCAACCUGGCCAUGAGCAAGGAGGUGCAGGACCUCUUUGAAGCCGAGGGCAAUGACCGGCUGAAGCUGCUGGUGCUGUACAGCGGGGAGGACGACGAGCUGCUGCGGCGGGCGGCCGCCGGGGGCCUGGCCAUGCUCACCUCCAUGCGGCCCUCUCUGUGCCACCGCCUCCCCCACGUGACCACGCACUGGCUAGAGAUCCUGCAGGCUCUGCUGCUCAGCCCCAACCAGGAGCUGCAGCACCGGGGCACCGUGGUGGUGCUGAACAUGGUGGAGGCCUCGCGGGAGACCGCCAGCGCCCUGAUGGAGAGCGAGGUGCUGGAGAUCCUGUCGGUGCUGGCCAAGGGCGAGGAGGGCCCUGUCAGGAGGGCGGCGGCCGCCUGCCUGGGGAAAGCGGUGGAAUACGGGCUCAUCAAGCCCAACCGGGACGGAGAGUGAGGGGCUGUCGCACGCACGCGGCGCGUCGCAGCUCGGGAUGAGGAGCGCGGGCUGGGCUGUCAGGGGUGGGGCUGCCGCGCUGGCCUGGCCUCCGCUGCUGCCCUUUGAUGUCCUGUGUCCCGAGCCGGGGGUCACGCUCACCACAGGCCUGCUCCGCCAGCGCUGCCUGCAGCCGCACGCUCCAGGGCUCUGCCCGCGCCACUGCAGACGGCGGGGAGUGGGGGGCGCCCCUCACGCAGCCCAGGCGGGGAAGGGCACGUCCAGCAGCCGCACCAGCAGCGAGCGUCACCCGAGCCUGCUAGCG
This is a messenger RNA of Pteronotus mesoamericanus, 3224 nucleotides long. RefSeq names its product unc-45 myosin chaperone A (gene UNC45A). NCBI's taxonomy places the organism in Eukaryota, Metazoa, Chordata, Mammalia, Chiroptera, Mormoopidae. Gene Ontology annotation, cellular component: cytoplasm. Bases 71 to 2920 code for a protein of 949 amino acids. The transcript is spliced from 20 exons. The record is from RefSeq and is a predicted model, not a curated record. Gene Ontology annotation, molecular function: Hsp90 protein binding.